Orycteropus afer afer is the source of this 1503-nucleotide messenger RNA. RefSeq names its product zinc finger protein 511 (gene ZNF511). NCBI's taxonomy places the organism in Eukaryota, Metazoa, Chordata, Mammalia, Tubulidentata, Orycteropodidae. The record is from RefSeq and is a predicted model, not a curated record.
AUGCAGCUGCCGCCCGCCCUGCGCGCCCGCCUGGCGGAGGGCCCCGGUGCGGCUGAGCCGCUGCCAGUGGUGCGGGACCCCGCGGCAGGGGCGGCACCCUUUCGUUUCGCGGCGCGCCUGGUCCGCUUCCCGCGAGAGCACGAGUUCUUCGAGGAAGGGGACGUGCAGCGGCACCUGUAUCUACAAGAUGUGUUCACGCAGGUGGCUGAGGCGCCCGAGAGGCCCAGGGUGCCCGAGUUCCCCUGCCAGGUUGCGGGCUGCUGCCAGGUGUUUGACACCUUGGAGGGCUAUGAGCACCACUACCACACACUCCAUGGGAAUGUCUGCUCCAUCUGCAAGCGGGCCUUCCCCUCCGGCCACCUGCUGGACAGCCACCUCCUGGAGUGGCAUGAUGCCUUCUUCCAGAUCCUGGCUGAGAGGCAGGACAUGUACCGAUGCUUGGUGGAAGGCUGUGAGGAGAAAUUCAGGAGCAGCCAUGCCCGAAAGGAGCACAUGGUGAGGAGUCACCUGUACCCAGCGGACUUCCGGUUUGACAAGCCCAGGAAGAACAGAGGUCCAGCACCCCCGGGAGCUGUGGUGCCCGUGUCAGCCAAAGCCCUGGGGGGUCAUGGCGAGCAGUCAGAAGACGCCAUGGAGGUCUCUUGCAACGGACCCGUGGUGUCCCUGCCAGCACCCGCGGAGGAGGGCUGGGUCACGCCAGAGCUCCCCGGGAGGCGGGCCUAUAGCCACAGGGUCCCUGCCACCAUCUGUUUUGGUCAAGGUGCAUCCCGGGGUUUUCAAAGCACCAAGAAGAGAGUCCAAUCGCCGCGGCCGGUGACGCUUGGGCCCCGGCGCCCAUUGGCCGCGGACCGGGCGGGGCGGGCCGGGAGGCCGUCGCGUGGGACCGUGGGCCAGGACUCGUCGCGGCCGGGCCCCCGACGCUCCCGCCGCCGACCAGUCUCCCGGAAUCGCGCGUACCAGUCUCUGCCUGCCAGCCCGGUGCGGGGGUCGGCUCAUUGGCCGCGAGAAGAUCCGGCCACGCGGAGAGCUGAGUGCCAUCAAAGGCGCGGCCCCAGCGAGCGGCGCCGGCGCCUUCCCGCAGUGUCGCCCCCGCUGUCGCCAUCGGCUUUUCUUCCCGCUGCGCCUCCACCGAACCUGGGACCUCUGGCGGGGUCCUGCUUCGCCCCCUGUGUUCUCCCCACCUCCCGGAGGCCGCAAGGAACGGUCUCGUGCGUGCCAACGGGCUACCCCGCCUCCAUCCCCUUGCAGCGGGUCUACUGUGUCCUUGGCUAUUCGGGCCGGUCAAGCAGCCGCAUGUCCUGCCGGGUGGAGGCCAGGAGGGGCGCGUCGCAGGUCACUGGGCAGGGACGAGGGCGGCCCUCCUACACAUCUCCAGGCGCACGGCUCCGGAGGCUCUCAGCCGCAGCCGCGAGCUCUGGUCUGACGGCGACGCCUCUGCGCCCCGGGGCUCGUGUGUGGCGCGGGGUGUUUAGUUCGCCGCCAGCCUCUCGAGCUCCGCGCUAG